AUGCUACAAGACUUCCUGCUGCUGUCCGCCGUCGCCGUUUGCGUGCCAGGCAUGAGGCUGCCCCUGCAUCGCGUGGUACACACUGGACCCACGAGGGGUCUGGGUGUGGCUGCCGGUCGUAUCUAUGGAGGUCAGGAAGCUGCCAGCGAAAGGAGCAGAAUGGAUAGAGGUGGCAGAGUCGUCGAGUCACAGAGGCCACACAGUACUUGGAGAGAUUCCCAGAAGGCAGCGCCGGCAGGGCAGUUUCCGUACCAGGUGUCGCUGCAGGUCUCUGCCUUGGGUACCAGGCACCACAGCUGCGGCGGAGCCCUCAUCUCCAUCUCUGCCGUCCUCACCGCCGCCCACUGUGCUCAGAACUCCACAUACUACGCGGUGGCCGGAGAAGUGAACCUCAGUAUUGACGAGGGCACCGAACAGACGUCACUGGUGGCAGAGCAGAUCGUGCACCCUGACUAUCCAGGAGAUAACGUACUUAUUGUCAACGACAUCGCCAUCUUCAAGCUGGGCACCGCAUUAGCUCUGAACUCCUGCGUGCAGACCAUUCAGCUGCCCGGUGCGGGAUCCAUCCCUCAGUUUGCUGGUAGUGGUGUUGUCUUCCAUGAUCACUUGGGCUGUCCUCUUGGCGUAUCUGACUUAGAUAAACUGAUUCGAAGAUUGGUGGGAUGA
Messenger RNA from Schistocerca piceifrons (Central American locust), 666 nucleotides. RefSeq names its product chymotrypsin-like elastase family member 1. The record is from RefSeq and is a predicted model, not a curated record. Gene Ontology annotation, biological process: proteolysis. Gene Ontology annotation, molecular function: serine-type endopeptidase activity. Bases 1 to 666 code for a protein of 221 amino acids. Lineage: Eukaryota; Metazoa; Arthropoda; Insecta; Orthoptera; Acrididae. The transcript is spliced from 7 exons.